AAGAAGAAGUAUAUCAGAAGAAGAAGAAGGGGAAAAAGAAGAGGAAAAGCACAGCUUUUUAGCUGCUGUACUUAAAGGAAGCGCCACACCAGUGGCUUUGACUGAGCCAUGCGGUUCCUGCCUAGGAAGUAGCACCCCUGCAGGAGGGAGGAAGUGUGUGUCUGUCUUCAAGCCUGGGCAGUGUCGCACAGUGAUGGGGCCGAGGAAGAAGGCCUCUAAACCGCAGCCUGUGGUGGGCAGCAGUGGAGGGGAAGUGCUCCUGAGACCCAGUGAGCCCAAAGACUACAUCAAUGAGCUGUCCCAUGAAGUCCUCUGUCAUAUAUUCAGGUACCUUCCCAUGAAGGACAUCAUGUGUAUGGAGUGUCUGUCCAGAAAGCUUCGAGAAGCUGUGACUCUGUACCUGCGCGUGGUCAAGGUGGUGGAUCUGUGUGCCGGCCGCUGGUGGGAGUACAUGCCUUCAGGCUUUACAGAUGGCAGUUUUCUGCUCCUUUUGAAGAAGAUGCCAGAUCUGGAGCAGCUAUAUGGCCUCCACCCUCGGUACCUGGAGAGGAGGCGAGUCCGAGCCUACGAGGCUUUCAGUAUACCUGGAGUCCUUGAGGCACUACAAGCCUGUCCCAAUCUGCUGGGCGUGGAGACGUCCCAUCUGGAGCUGGUGGAAGCCAUAUGGAACUACAUGCCUCAGGUUCAUAUACUGGGGAAGUUCCGCAACCGUAAUGGGGCCUUUCCCAUUCCUGCUGAGAACAAACUGACCAUCCCCAUAACUGCAAAGAUCCAGACCCUACAUCUCGUGGGUGUGAAUGUCCCGGAGAUCCCCUGCGUGUCCAUGCUGCGUCAUCUUUACCUGAAGUGGGUUCGCCUCACCAAACCUCAGCCGUUUAAGGACUUCCUGUGUGUGAGCCUGAGAACCUUUGUCAUGCGCAACUGUGCAGGGCCAACGAACUCCCUCAAAUACGUUCCCCUGGUAACGGGUUUAGCAUCAGCUCGGAACCUCGAGCAGUUGGAGCUGGUGAGGGUUCCCUUCCUCGGGGGGCUGAUCCAACAUGUGGUGGAAGACAGCUGGAGGUCAGGAGGAUUUCGGAACCUCCACACCAUUGUGUUUGGAGCGUGUAAGAACUCUCUGGAAGUGGACCUGGGUUACCUCAUCAUCACUGCUGCUCGCAGGCUUCACGAGCUGCGUAUCCAGCCUUCUCUGACCAAAGAUGGCGUCUUCUCAGCCCUAAAAAUGGCUGAACUAGAGUUUCCUCAGUUUGAGACACUUCAUCUGGGAUAUGUGGAUGAGUUCCUGCUGCAAUGUAAGAUGACUCAUUCGGAGCUGGUGAAGUAUGGUCUGGCUGAUGUCAUUGAGAACCCAGGCAUCAUCACUGAUAUUGGAGUGAAGGUAGUGAACGAGGUGUUCACUAACAUCAAGUACCUGCUGAUCUACAAUUGUCCUCACCUGCAUAACCCUCACCACUGGAUCACAGAUCAGUCCAGAUGGAGUCGUCUGGUCGAUCUCACUCUGGUUCGCUGUCAUGCCAUCAAACUGGAAUCCUUUUCCCAGUUCAUAGAGGCACUUCCCAGCCUGGAGUUCAUCUGUCUGGACCAGAUGUUUAGAGAACCACCCAAGGGCUGUGCCAGGGUGGGUCUGAGUGCAGGGACUGGUAUCGGCGUGUCCUCAGCACUUGUCAGCAACCAGAACUCCAACAACGACAAUGAUAACAACAACAACCACCACCACCACAACAAUGAGCCCAACAUGCCCCCUGCCCCUCCACCUGUCAACAUCAUCAACAACAACAACAACAACCAGAGACAGCAGCAGGAGCACAAUGCAGCAGCAGCAGCAGAGGUAAAUGGGAUGGAGGAUGAGGAAGAGGAGGAGGAGGAGGUGAUGUUGGAGGAGGAGAACAUGGAGCAUCAAAUAGAGCUGAAAGGAGCACAAGGGGAGGUGAGAGCUGAGGGGGCGGACGCAGCUCCAGGGCCCAGUCGUCUGGCUGAAACACCACAACGUCCCGACGAGGAGCAAGCAGGUCCCAGUGGCUUAGUACAGCAGAACAGAGCAGCAGGGGCAACUGUUCCAAAGCCCCCCCCGGUCAUCUCAGACUCUGACAGUGAGGAAGAGGAAUGUCUUGUAUCAAGGCUAAUGCCAGCUUCCUGUUUGCAGCAGCCAGCUUCCUGUGCAGAAGGGAAAGGAAAGACUCCUCUGAGGCGGAGCAACAACGUGGCCGGAUCAGCGGCAGACUCGCCUGACCUGACGAAGGCUCAGCUGUCAGAGAGCAGCUGUGAGAAGAGCUGCCAGGUGACCAGUGAACAGAUCAAAGCCGACAUGAAGGCUGCUGCUGACACCAGCAGGAGGACUAGUGCUAAAGGAGCGGAGGCUGCUGCUCGCCUCGGGGGGGACACUGGGACAGGGCGGGGCCCUGGAGGGAGGCCGCUCACUGGCUCUGCUGCCUGGGCUGGACCUGGAGCUGCCUCUUCCAGGCAGGUAGGUGGAUGUGGGAGGGUGGUGAUGGGGACCUCCCACAGAGCAACCACAACCACUGAGAGAGCAACAGGAACUGGCAGGCCAAGUGAGGGCUCAGAAGGCCCUUCUGGAGCAGGGACUGAGAAGAGCUCUUCUUGUGUGGACAACGGGGCUCCCAGGUGUGCUGCUGUCAACCAUGCCUACAGGAGAGCAUCACUGCUGCCUGCACAGGGAGAGAGACCAGCCACCCCCCCGGGAUCUGCCCCUGCUGACGGGUCAGGGUCACAGCACGGUCAGCCCGGAGACAAGGACUUCGUUCCUAGAAGACCUUUGACCCGAUCUUGCACUCGUAUGACCCCUGUGUCGCUGGUAUCUGAGACAGGUAACUGAACACAGAACACACUGAAUGUCCCACAAUCAUCACUUCAGGGGAGUGGCACUGACCGUGCUUUCCUUUAUGUGCCAAGGCUUGGGUUUGUAGUUUCAUGGAGCCCAGUAAGUGGUGGUUCUGCACUCAGUGUUUCAAUAUGCCCCCCUUCAAAGUCAAAUGAGAA
Molecule: messenger RNA, 2997 nt
Organism: Notothenia coriiceps (black rockcod)
Lineage: Eukaryota; Metazoa; Chordata; Actinopteri; Perciformes; Nototheniidae
Gene: fbxo38
Product: F-box protein 38
Exons: 14
Coding region: 194-2833 (879 amino acids)
Biological process (GO): protein K48-linked ubiquitination; SCF-dependent proteasomal ubiquitin-dependent protein catabolic process
Cellular component (GO): nucleus; cytoplasm
Molecular function (GO): protein binding
Source: RefSeq, a predicted model, not a curated record